AUGCGAAACCACAUAGGUUUCACAGUGACCGUGACACCUCGAGAUGCGAAAGAGGCACUCGUCCGGUCAACUCUUAUAGGAGGUUAACUGGCUUUUUUUUUGAGUUAAUUGUCUUUUUUUUCAGGUAAACUUCAACCGAGCACAUCUGUCAGCUCUUUCAAUCAAUUUUCCUUUCUGCAGUACGUUGAAUCAUGGUCAGGAAAGCAGAUUUCCAAGUGGAUUGGAGGUUUUUCAGUGGAUUUUUCAUUAUUUUCAUAGUAGAUGCAUAUUUUCAGGCCUAGGAGACCAUAUGAAUCCGUAUUUGGGGAUGAUUCGGAACGAUAUUCGCAGCGGGAAGCAUCUGGAGCUCGUCGAUGAAGACACGUUGAUGAAAAUUGGGAUUUCGGGUGUCGGACCGAGGAAAAUUAUUCUUCAGGCCAUUCAGUUGUUGCUUCAUUUUGUGAGUAGUUUUUUCAACUUUUGCAAGAAUUUUUAAGAAUUUUUCAGUGCCACGAAGUUCCGAACGAAAAUCUGCAGACUUUGGCGAUGAAUGUCGUCGUCGCCUGUAGGAAUGUGGCUCGGGAAAUGUUCAAUGCUCUUCAUAUGCGGGAAAAUGUUGUUUGAACUUAAGUUUUUGGGAUGAAGAUUCAUUUUUCAGGCGAUGCGAAGAUCUGAAAUCGUAACCAUUCUGAAUAAUGUGACGAGCGCCGUUUCGAGUACCGCCGAACAGACGAAAAAGCUCAUUUUUUGGCUCGACAGGUUCAUUUUUUAUCUUCUGCGAGAAAUCGCAAUAAAAAACUCAGUAGUUCUAAAAAUGAGCUCAGAGGGUAACUUGACGUGUAGUUUGAAUAAAAAAUUUGAUUUGUUAUCUGUCCAAAAAAAUUUGAAAAAGUAGGUUGAAAAAAUCGGUAAAAAGAUAAUAAAAGGAUUUUUUUCGAAACAGUUUUGAGGUCUAGAAAGACCAAAUUGCAGUUUCAAAGUAGGACAUUGAAAAAUUGAUGUUCGAUUUAAAAAAAUAUUACAAGAAAAAUUUCGUAUUUGUGAUCAAGUUUUUAAUGUUUGCCUCUGACCUUUUUUUGAGUUAGUCUGGGAAAUUUUUAUUUUUUUUCUUUUUUCAAUUUGUUUGCGUCCUUUUUUUCUAUUCCUUCAAAUAGCUCAUUCAGCGUUUCUUACAGGGUUUUUAAUUUUUUCUAAAUACUGCUUAAGGAGUCCCUUCGACGAGAUAGUGACCUACAUUGAGAAGCGGAACAAAAUUGCUCAUUUGAUUUGGAAUUUGGUGCGGAAUGUCAACGUUCAACCGAAGGCUUUGUUCGAAACUGCGGCCGAAAUUGUCAAGGUGUUGAUGAAUGGAGGGAAAUAGGAAUGAUGGGGAAAAUAAAAAUAUUUGUUGAAACAGUAAUCCUCUUUACUGAGUCCCGUAAAAAAAUUUUUUUCCUUUUUUUUCGAGAUUUUAUUAUCAUUGAAGCUGUUAGAAGAUUUUCGAACCUCAAUAACAUUUUAUAAGAAAUCUAAAUUUUGAAUUGAAAAAUUAAGAUAGCCGACGACCUCGAAGACGAGUGUCGGGCCAUCAUUGAAAGUGAAGAUUCGCUCAUUUUGUGCACAUCCUAUGUCGAAUCGGCCGUUCUGAAACGCCCAGACCAUUCUACAAAUUGGGUUUUUCCUUCUUUUUCUGUUUUUCAGUACUUAUUCUCGAUUUAGGGCAUAAAUCUGCAGUCGUCCUUCCGAGGGGUUCACGUCGUCAGCGAGAUAAAAGUCGGAUCUCCGGCCGAUUCUUGCUCGAAAAUCGACGCCGGCGACGAAAUCAUGAUGAUCAACGGGAAAGUUGUAAGCUUUUCUCUUGAAUCUUUUCGAAAACUGAAAAAAUUGAUGAUUCAAAUUUCUGUCGCUUUUUUAUUUCGAAUUCCUAGUGCUUGUUUCUCACCAUAACCUGAAAUCAAAACUAUUCCUCAAAUUGAUCAUUUUUUUAAUUCUGUUGAGGAAUUUUGAGAAGUUUUUUUCAAAAUGAAAAAUUUUUUUCUGAACCAAGAAGUAAGACCUUUUUGAGGUCGCUACUUUUUGAAAUUUUUUUUUUCGAAAGGUUUGAUUAUUUUUUUAAAGAUUCUACUUCAAAAUAUACAAGUUUCAGGAGUCUAAAGCACAUAAAAAGUUUAGUUCUUUUUUGAACUUUUUACAUUUUUUUGAUCGAUUAAAGAGGUAACUUUCUCGUCAAUUCUCGGACCCAAAUCAGACGUGUUGGGGAAUUUAUAGAGAGCACUCUUAAGUGACCCCUUGAAUUUCUCAGAAACGUCCGGAUUUUUUUUUCUUAAAAUUAAUCUCAUCUGUGCGAAAAUUCAUACUAAAGUUUUCAAAAGGGCAGGAGGUUUUCUAUAGAAGUCAUCCCCUUUGAAGAUCCCAGCAAACUUUCGAAUGAAUAAUGAAGCUGUAAAACACUUUAUCAUCAACGUGAAGUUGUAGGUGAUCGGAUGGGACUUGACGAGCGUCGCCCAGAGAAUCGCCUCUUCUGGAGACUCGGAACUCAAGCUGAUGCUGAACAAAAGGCCGCGGGAGACGACGCCGCUUCUGAUGAAGCCGACGCCGAAGACGUCGGCGCGUCCUCUGGCCAAGUUGCCCGGGAGUCAGGCAACUGCUGACGACGGCAGCAUUUUCGUGGUCAGGGAUUAUUUCAUUUUUGAUUUAUUCUUUUUCAUACGCCUUUAUACUGAUUGGGAACCAAGUCUGUGAAGCAAGGUCUUGUCUUGAUAUCAGUGAACUGGUUCUAGUGACCUAUCCGCCUUUGUGUGGGAGUGUCUAUUACCAACAUUUCUUGAAUCUCUUGGUUGCGUCGCGCCGGGGGAUCGAACUCAUGACCCUUCGAACCAUUGACGAACACACAACCAGUUGCGCUAACGUACACGGCCUUUUUAACAUUCAUUUCUUGUUGAUAGAUUUAGUAGGCUUACUAGGGAACGUUUUUUACCAAAGAAAAUUUCUCGCAAUAGAUCUCGUUUUCAAGUUAGGGCAUUUCAAAAGCCCGAAAUAGCGUUUUUUUGGCCUAGUUCGCGUAUUUUGCACACUUUGAAGCUCCAUAACUUGGAAACAAGGUCUAUUGCAUGAAAAACGUUCCCUGGUUAGAUUAUAUUUUAGAUUUCUCUAAACAUUUUUCCUAAUAUUUUUUGAUUUUUAGGCUUUAGCGUAAUUAUUCCACAUCUUGGAUCAGUGUUUAUGCAAAACUUAAACUAAUCAUCUCAAAAUCUAGGCGCUUCAUUAGUAGGAAUUUACAUAUCGACAUUUGAAAAGAGCUCGGAAAGCUCAUGAAAUAGUCUCUGCAGGAAAAUCAAGCAAAUCCUGAAAUUUUUUUUAUAAAAGCUGCGAGAUUAUUUUGUAAAUUUAAUAUAUAAGAACUGUUUUUCGAUUAUUGAAAUAGUUAAUAUGAAAUGCCUUAUCUCCUAAUCUUCUCAAGUUUUUUCAACGAAUCGAAAUGAAAAGUCAGAAUUUUAAUGUUAUUCGAGAAACAGGAAAAUGAUAUUUUUGAGCAUUCUAAAUGGAUUUUUCAAUAGAUUAUAGAUAUUUUUUUAAGACCCUCCCACUCGAUAUUGCUUUCUCUAUCGCAUUUUUAACGAAGAAAUGAGACCUUUUCAAAAAUAAUUUUUCAUAAAGUUGUUUAUUUUUCUUCCAGAACGUCGGCUAUCCACUCAUCCGACGGCGAUCCCUCAUUUUGAUGUCCGAGAUUAUCAAUAUGAAUGAACAGCGAAAGUGAAUCCUCACAUUCUUCCUGAAGAAAAUAAAUAUUUCCAGUCGAUCUUUGCGAAGAUCAAGAAGAGCUUCGAUCGCCUCGACGAGCGUCGACAACCGGACGGUGGACACGAAUGCCGUCGACGCCAGCGAACCUUGGGAUUUGUUGGAGUUAAUCGCGUUAGUUGAACUCAUGAUUCAGUAAUGGGAUCGACAUCAGUUUUUAUAUACUCAGGAACACUAUAGGGGUUAUAGUUAGACGCCAAUCUAGAGAUCUUGUAAGUGACCACUCUAGGGGGAGCUUGCUAGUAUUUCAUGGUUAUGAACUCUAUGAGAAAUUUCAAUUUUCAAAUUGAAAGGAAAUGACUUGCAGGCCACCGAAACCCGUGGAAGACCCGACAAGGAUCGUGAAACGGGCGAGAACGAUGCGACAUCAGCCCGACGGCUACGUCCGCUCGUUCAUCGACAACAAAUUGGUUCACGAAAUCGAGGACGACGUCGUCGCCGACCAACUUCCUUUCAACGUCAAGUGUGGGUUUAUUUUUUAGCUGGAUAGCAGCGUCUAUUUGAACUAACUUCUGAAAAUGUCUUAAAAAAUUUUUUUCAUGUUCUCCCGAAGCCUUUUUGAGCGAUUUUUAACAAAGAGCGAUUUUACCAAUCAAACUUUAUUCAGCUCCUUUUUUAAAAAUUAUUGAAAAAGUUUCUGAAAAAUGAUCCAAGUUUCAUAUUCUUGCGAUCCUCCAAGCCAAUUUGAUAAUUUCAGGCCCGACUGAGUUCGCUGAAAUCGCCGUGGUUGAGCCUCACGAGCUGCAGCAGCUCAACUUGGUUGAGCCGAAAAUAACGGACGACGAGUGGAAAGCCCCGUUUCAGGUAGAGAUUAAAAGCAGAUGAAAUUUUUUUCCUAUUCUCUCUUGUUCAUACUCAACCAGUCUGAGUUGAUAGCAUAUAAUAUUUUGUUAGAAUAAGUGACAGAAUCAGCUUCUUUUCACACUUUUUUGUAACGAUAUUUCCUGUUUCAGGAGUUCGCGACGCAGAGUUACAGAGCGCCCAUGGGAGAUUCGAAUAUUUCUGCUUUAAGUAUUGAAUCGCCGCGAUUCCCAACGCCAUCUAAGUGAGUUCGGAUUUGCAGGAAAUUAUAGGUCUCGAUUAAGGUUCGAAUGUAUCGUUUUCAGUUUCUCUCUAAUUUUGAAGCACUUGAAGAAAAAUUUUUUGUCUCUCCUUUUUAAAAAAUUGGUUAUCACGUGGACUCUCAGUGCUAGGAGAAGAUAUCUCGAAGAUUAUGGAAGGCUUUAGAUGAGAGGUGGAUUUUGGAGAAUAUAGAAGUUAUAGUAUGAGGUAGAACGUUCCAGAGGCUUGGGUAUCUCCCUGAAGAAUUUAUAAAGUUUCCAGAAAAAAUUCGAAAGGCUUACAGGGAAGGUAACUUCACUUUGUGGUUGAGAAUUUCCUGAAAAUUGCCCAGAACGCUCCUUGAUAUACUGGAUGAAGGUCCUGGAACUCUCAACCUGCAAAACUUUCUACUUUUAAAGAAAGGACACCCCAAAAUCGAAGAAAACCUUCAAGGUCUACUAGAAUGGGCCUUUUUUGGUUUUUGAGCCCUUUUUUCUCGAAAAUGGGUAAGCUGUUCAUGUUGAGGCUUUCGUAACCUUUUUUCGUGCAUCAACAAAUGUUCUGACCAAUUUUCAGAGAACUCCCAACCGCAAAGUAAAAUGAUCUUCCUCUUUAGGAAGGUUUGGAAUAUCGUAGAACCACAAAGGUUACGAUGACGUCUUAUGACGUAAUACAUGCGAGAAAUUGAAAGAAGGUUCUGGAACAAGUUAGAAAGACAGUUCCAAAGGCAACCAAAACGAUUUCUCAUUAGCCACCGUUUCCAGCAAGAUGACGUCAUCGAUGGAUGACUUCUCGCCCUGCGGAGUCCUUCCGAGUCCCUCCACGUCUUCGAUGAACAGCGUCAGCAGUCCCGCCCCCUUCAAAUCUAUGUCUACGAGGUUUCGAGAAGAAUAUCAAAUAUCUUCAGGGAAAAAUAUAAGAACCUUCCUUGAAACGUACAGGGAGAAUGAAUACCGGAAAUUAACUGCGAAAAAGGUAAAGAAGUGAUUUUCAAACGAGCUCCAAUGAGUUUUGUGAGAUCGAGUUUUGGGAAAAACUCUAGUGGCCGCUUAAGAGGUACCUCAAGAACUACUUAGAGAGGAGCUCUCGCGAGAUUGAGAAAUUUUGGGACGGAGAAAUUUUACCUUAAGAUAGAUCUCGAACAACGGUUUUUUUUUGGUUCCAAUAGAGUUUCAAUUUUUUCAAACCGUUUAAUGAUGAAGAAAAUGAAAUGAGGAAUUUACUUUUAGUUGGUAAGAUCCUGAUUUUAACUUGUCGACUACACGCUUGGACUUCUAGUUCGCCAAAGGCCUUCAAAAGCCUAGUCGAUUUUUUUUUUCACUGGAAUAAAACUGAAAAUUUGAUGUUUGGGAGUUCUGUUUGCCCCUACCCAACUUUCCUGUCCUGAUCCUUUUUUCUUCAAUUCUCUCAGAGAAAUAAUUUUGAACCCUUUUCGAAAAUUUCUUACUAUUGAACAAGAUCUUUUCAGUCUUUUUCAAAACAUAAGUUAUUUCAUUUCUUUGGCUCUCAUUUAAUUUUGAUAGUUUUUCUUUUUCAGCAUCACUGAAUGGCCGGUUUCUGGCGAUGAAGCAGCUCCAAAUUCACCCAAAACUUUUGGAGUCGAGAAAAUUUUUCGAAGGAUGGGUUCGUAGAAGGUUUUUUUGCUCAUUUAUAUGAAUAUUUCAGUUAAAAAUACUUUUUUCAGAAAAACAGGCGCCGAGCUGAAAGAAGUGACGAAUAAAUGGCCAAAGUGCUGGAUGUGCUUGAAGGGACCUUAUCUGCUCCUCUGUCAGAAUCAACAUGUUAGUUUUUUUUUAGAGAUCUUUUAUAGAUUUUCUUUAGAAGAGGAAGGAAGUAAAUGAGUUAGGCUGAGCUAUGAACUUUAAGAUUGGGACUCCCAAAAAAAAAAAUUCAUAUACUGAAUUACACAGUAAUAUUUUUCUCGACUGUCUCUUCAGGCCUCCGUUAAUCUCUAGCUCAUAUUUUUUCCAUCUAUCUUUCUUGACUGUAAUAAACUUGAUUGAAUCGUGGUUAAAUCAAAUUAAUGAUGACCUUUCAACGUGUCAACAGAUCCUUUCUCAAAUGAUCCACUAUUAACUUAUUUCAAUACUUUUCCUUAGAAAUAGAUUUUUUUGUUGUUGUAUGUUUUAGUAAUGUUGUAAGAUGUGUUAUAGGUUCAAACAUAGAAAAAUAAAGUCAAAAAAUUGCAUUUUCCAGACCCGACGAGCUGAUAUCUCAAUAAACCUGGCGAAAGCUUCGAUCUCAGAAAACACCGAUUUGAAAACAUCUAAAAGAUUGUACGUUCUCCCUUUGAUUUUCCUUCUCAAUAACGAUUUUCAGUGUUUUCCGGGUCUCCUCUCCAACCACCGAUUAUCAUUUUUCCUGUUAUAAUGCCCUUGAUUUGAAAAGGUUCUUGUGUUCCGGAAAUAUUGAUGAGAGAAUGUUGAUUUUCCAGCUGGGUCCAGAAAAUCAACUUCGCCAAGGCCGUUUUUUCUGAAACCCAACAGCGCGUUAUGUCACAGUGUCAGUUUCUUAUCUCGAUUUAUUAUUUUUUCGAAAAUUUUGGAAAACAGGGAAAAUUAUCAUUUUGGAUGAUGUUGCAGCAAGUGUGAUAUUCAUAGUCCAGAAAUGUCAAAAAAAUAUAAUUUUUCCGUUGAUCCGCUUUGAACUACUUUAUACGACAUUCCAGCUGCAAUCAAACCUAUAAAUUCAUUAAAAAUGCGUGAAAACUUCACUGAGCUCUUCUAUGUGUGAAUUUUUAUGGGUUUUCAUAAUUUUACAUUAUUUGUCUUUUCAAACUUUCUGUGAGCUUCAUGGCUCAAGAGAAUCGUAUGAAUCAGAAAAUAUUUCUAGAAUUUGAUAAAGUCAUCGGCCUUUUUCUAGAAAGCAUGUAAAAAAACUCAAAUAUGAUUCGUUUCUAAUUUAUUUCAUCCGAUAAACUCCCAAUGUCGAAAUCAUUCUUCUAGCCGUUUCCUACACGACCGACGCGGAUUUGGGAAUGGCCGAUCCGUCACAUUACAAUACAAUGAAUGGACUUCCGUCUAUGAUGAGCCAGAGUCAUGUGAGUGCAGAAAAAGUUCGAACCUUCCAAAAUUACAGAGCAUUUUUUCUCUUUUGAACCUCUUGUUAACCAGGGCUCAUUAGCUUUUGCCCCAAGCGAUAACUUAAAGAAUUGUGGCAUUUAUUAACUUCAACAAAUUUGUCUUGAAAUGAAAAAGGUUUCGGGUUUGAUAGCAAUUUUUGGAAUUGUGAAAAAUACGUCAACGUCAAAACUUUUUCAACCUUUAUUGUUUUAAAAAGUUUUUAAAAAAAGAAACCAAAAAUUUCGCCAUUUCUUGGUAGUUUGAAUGUUUUUUUUUUCACAUUUUGACCCUGUUCUUUGAAGUUUUAUAGCAAAAAACGGUAUUUGGAAUACUUGAUUCUGGUGGUGUUCAGGGUUCCACGGAAUUCAGUUACCCGUCUUCCUCAUAGAUUUCUUCUUUCUUUACCCGUUUUUCUUCAUCCUUUUUGAAAAUGUCGUCUUCCCUGCAACCCUGAUGUUGAAAGGAAAGGAAGACCAACUCGCAAAUUACAGCACGAGUCGAUGUCGCCGACGAAGCCGAAGAGCCUGACCCCAGGUCCGACCUCAAGCAUCUCCCAGUCGCUGACUCGACCUCUCCAUCUAUCGACGAGCAUCCUUCCCGGCUCGGCCUCCUCCAAAUUCCCUUCUUUCUCGAAAUCAAAAAAGAUCUGA
Molecule: messenger RNA, 8509 nt
Organism: Caenorhabditis auriculariae
Lineage: Eukaryota; Metazoa; Nematoda; Chromadorea; Rhabditida; Rhabditidae
Source: the annotation of a GenBank genome assembly